Fonsecaea multimorphosa CBS 102226 is the source of this 1551-nucleotide messenger RNA. RefSeq lists its product as uncharacterized. Gene Ontology annotation, molecular function: transcription cis-regulatory region binding; zinc ion binding; DNA-binding transcription factor activity, RNA polymerase II-specific. Gene Ontology annotation, cellular component: nucleus. The transcript is spliced from 2 exons. The record is from RefSeq and is a predicted model, not a curated record. Gene Ontology annotation, biological process: positive regulation of transcription by RNA polymerase II. NCBI's taxonomy places the organism in Eukaryota, Fungi, Ascomycota, Eurotiomycetes, Chaetothyriales, Herpotrichiellaceae. Bases 1 to 1551 code for a protein of 516 amino acids.
AUGUCAGAACCGAUUGUGUCUUGGCUACUUCACACUAAUUCUCUUCAAUUGGAGCGGCAGACGAGACGAAAAAAAUGCGAUGAAAUACGCCCAAUUUGUGGUGCUUGUGCGAGACUCGAUUUCCAGUGUACAUAUGGGGCCCCCACAAGUCCCACGAAGGCUUCGCGGACUCCUGCAAAAUCAUCCCUGAACAGUCGGAACGAUGCUGCGCCAGAAACCGUGGUAGAUGCGCCAGUUUCGGCCCCGACGCUUAACAGGUCCUUGAACCACAUGCCCAAGGGGCUGAGGACUGAGCGUGACUGGAACGUGUUCAAUUACUGUUCAACACAGUACAUGAGGCUGUUGACUUCGCCUGAAGCUACCUCGAAAUUCCGAGAUGUUUCUUUUGUAUUCGCACUCGGCUUCGAUGAGCCCUGGGUGAUGCAUUCUGCACUGGCUCCGGCAGCACUUCACGCCUCUUUUGCUUCUUUGCUUCCCAAGGAGGAUGCGAUGCUGUACACUCAAAGCGCUCUUCAAGGACUCCAGCAAGCACUUCAGCCAAGAUCGGGCCGCAUCCCUCCCGAAGAUGCAUUCCUUGCAGCUUCAUUAUUCCUCGGCGUUUUUGAGGGACCCAAGAUACUGGAAGAUCGUGUUGCGAAGAUCCCCCGUCUUGACAUUGGCCAGCUCUCGAUCUUACAUUCAACUCUUCUCGACUCCGUCCUGUAUCAUUUCUCUACGAGGUUGAUAUUUGAGAAGGACAUUGACGCUACCUGCAGAUCAUUCCCGUGUCAGACUAUGAUUAAGUAUAUCGAAGCAUUGGAGGUAGCCAAAAGAGACAACCGCGCUGAACCAUUGAUCCUACCUGUUCUUGGUCGGACACCGCCAGCAUUGUUCGUUCAAAUCUAUCAGAUUACGUGGCUGAGCAGGCAGAUUCCUUUCCGCGAUCGUGACCUCUAUGGACUCGCUUCUCAGAGUCUGAUCGAGCUGGAGGCCCUUGCGGAAAAGUAUCCGGCGGUGGUUUCUGACGAUAUGCCAUGUCUGAAACCCAGCGUCACAGUCAGCUUCACCAACUCCGAGAUUGCAGCAAAGCUCUAUUAUAUAGCGGCGCAAAUUUUCGUCGCCAAAGUCCUCAAUCCGGAGGGACUAAGCAGCCAAUCCCCCCAGAUCCAGGCUCAGAUUUCCAAGGGUGCGGCAUUGUUGGAGAUGUACGAUGCGACCUCGCCUUGUGGACAGUUCAUCUGCUGGCCCCUGCUCAUCCUCGGCUGCGCCGCAUGUCCGACGACCACAUCUGAAGCGCAACAAACUCGCUCAAGCAACAUUUACGCCUUCCAUCGAUCAGAACUGCGAUGCCUCAUUCAAGCGAAACUUGUGCAAAUCUGGCAUGUCUCAUACUCAGGCUAUGUGAAGCGCACCGCAGGCGCCUUGGAGAAGGUAUGGCAACUUCCAAGCGUACUUGUGAACGUCUCGGGCCGUACGUGCGCUGCGAGCGAAGAAGUCACAUUCGAUGGACUUAGCGCGCUGAUCCACAAAGAAGGUUUGGGAGCGGGCUUCUUAGUUGCAGAGAAUGGCUAG